AUGCUUUCCCUCCUUGCCCCCAAGCUGGGCUGCCUACUGAAGAUCCCAGUGCUGAAGUUCCUGCUGCACUCCGCCUCCUACCUGUGGUUCCUCCUCUUCCUGUUAGGCGAGUCCCUGGCCAUGGAGACACAGCUGAGUACCUUCCGUGGCCGCAGCCAGAGCGUCUGGGAGACCUCCCUACACAUGGUUUGGGUCACAGGUUUCCUGUGGUUUGAGUGCAAGGAGGUGUGGAUUGAGGGCCUGCGCAGUUACCUCCUUGACUGGUGGAACUUCCUGGACAUGGUCAUCCUGUCUCUGUACCUAGCGGCCUUCGCACUGCGCCUCCUCCUGGCCGGGCUUGCCCACAUGCACUGCCGGGAUGCCCCCAGUGGGGCUGCCUGCCACUAUUUCACCACAGCUGAGAGAAGUGAGUGGCACACAGAGGACCCCCAGUUCUUGGCGGAGGUGCUGUUUGCUGUCACCAGCAUGCUCAGCUUCACCCGCCUGGCCUACAUUCUGCCGGCUCACGAGUCCCUGGGCACUCUGCAGAUUUCCAUUGGCAAGAUGAUUGACGACAUGAUCCGGUUCAUGUUCAUCCUCAUGAUCAUCCUGACCGCCUUUCUCUGUGGUCUCAACAACAUCUAUGUGCCCUACCAGGAGACAGAACGGCUGGGCAAUUUCAACGAGACAUUCCAGUUUCUGUUCUGGACCAUGUUCGGCAUGGAGGAGCACAGCGUCGUCGACAUGCCUCAGUUUCUGGUGCCUGAAUUCAUGGGCCGGGCCCUCUAUGGCAUCUUUACCAUCGUCAUGGUCAUUGUGCUGCUCAACAUGCUCAUUGCCAUGAUUACCAACUCCUUCCAGAAGAUUGAGGAUGAUGCGGAUGUGGAGUGGAAGUUCGCUCGCUCCAAGCUCUACCUGUCCUACUUCCGAGAAGGCCUGACGCUACCUGUGCCCUUCAACAUCCUGCCCUCCCCCAAGGCCCUCUUCUACCUUCUCAGGAGAAUUUUCCACUUCAUCUGCUGUUGCUGCUCCUGCCACCAAACCAAGAAGCCAGACUAUCCGCCAAUCCCCACCUUUGUGAGUACCUCCUCUGCUUGUCAUUGGUCUUCUUCAGGCUGGGCCUUCACCUGUAUUGUCUACACUGCCUGGUUAUCUGCACACUCCUUGUCUGUCUUUCUGGCCAAUCCGCAGGCAGGGGCAGGGCCUGGGGAAGGAGAGCAAGGAUCCUAUCACCUCCAAGUCAUCAAGGCCCUGGUACAACGCUACAUAGAGAGAGCCCAGCGGGAGUUUGAAGAGACCCGGCGGAAAGACCUGGGCAACAGACUGACGGAGCUGACCAAGACUGUGUCUUGCCUGCAAAGCGAGGUGGCUGGUGUGCAGCGGACCCUGGCAGAGGGAGGGACACGCCGGCCACCUGGAGGUGCCAGCAUCCUCAGUCGCUACAUCACCCAAGUGCGUAACAGCUUCCAGAAUCUGGGCCCUCCCAUCCCUGAAACUCCAGAGCUCACAGUGCCAGGGAUUGAGGGGACCCAGGUACCUUCAGAACCUGGGCUUCAGGAUGUUGGAGGGGCUAGGAUGCCAGCUUCUGGAGAGUCUGACCCUUCCUCCCCAGCUCGUGUGUUAGUGCACAGGGAGCAGGAAUCAGAGGCGGAGGGGGACCUGCUCUGGGAGGAAGAUUUGGGGGUCAAGGGGGGGGCCCGGGGGCGGGGGAGAGUCCUUUCUUCCGUUGCUAGGUAG
This is a messenger RNA of Lontra canadensis (Northern American river otter), 1716 nucleotides long. RefSeq names its product short transient receptor potential channel 2 homolog. The transcript has 9 exons. Lineage: Eukaryota; Metazoa; Chordata; Mammalia; Carnivora; Mustelidae. Gene Ontology annotation, molecular function: inositol 1,4,5 trisphosphate binding; store-operated calcium channel activity. Bases 1 to 1716 code for a protein of 571 amino acids. Gene Ontology annotation, biological process: calcium ion transmembrane transport; regulation of cytosolic calcium ion concentration; manganese ion transport. The record is from RefSeq and is a predicted model, not a curated record. Gene Ontology annotation, cellular component: membrane; cation channel complex.